Molecule: messenger RNA, 787 nt
Organism: Dryobates pubescens (Downy woodpecker)
Lineage: Eukaryota; Metazoa; Chordata; Aves; Piciformes; Picidae
Gene: TPMT
Product: thiopurine S-methyltransferase
Exons: 9
Coding region: 44-787 (247 amino acids)
Molecular function (GO): thiopurine S-methyltransferase activity
Source: RefSeq, a predicted model, not a curated record
UUCCUCGCCGGCGCCACCGCGCAGCCACUUGCCCUCCCUGGGGAUGAUGGAUGGCUCAGCAGAUAUGUCCAGCGUUCUGGAAUGCUCUGAUAUUGGGUCACAGAAAGACAGAGUGGUGACUGAGGAGGAAUGGCUGCAAAAAUGGGAAACGGGUAACAUUGGGUUUCACAGGGAGCAUGGGCAUCCGCUCCUUCAGAAGUAUCUGGAUGUUCUCCUAAAUGGCAGGAGUGGACUGAAGAUAUUUUUCCCACUUUGUGGUAAAGCAGUAGAGAUGAAAUGGCUGGCGGACAUGGGACACAGUGUUGUUGGUGUGGAAGUCAGUGAGCAAGCUCUGAAGGAAUUUUUUACAGAACACAAUCUGCCUUAUUUUGAGGAACCAGUCCCAGAGAUUUCAGGAGCAAAAGUGUUGCAGAGUACCUCUGGGAACAUUUCUUUGUACUGCUGCAGUAUUUAUGAUUUGUCCAGCUCAAUAGUUGGCAAGUUUGAUGGGGUUUGGGACAGAGGAGCUCUGGUAGCUGUGAAUCCACGUGACAGACAACGCUAUGUCAGUUUGAUGAUUACCUUAAUGGAGAAAAAAUCUUCUUACCUCCUCGUUACAGUUUCCUAUGAUCCAAGCAAACACAAAGGCCCACCGUUUUACGUUCCUGAAUCUGAAAUUAAAAGCUUGUUUGGCAACCAUUGUGAAAUAAAGUGUCUUCAAAAAGUUGAUGACUUCUCAGAAAAACACAGACAGUGGGGACUAGAUUAUUUUCUGGAGGUGAUAUAUAUACUAAAGUUUGCAGCUUGA